ACGCUCCUUUACUUCAAAUCCCUUGUACGAGCAGGUCAUGAGACCUUUCUGGUAUUUAGUUUUCCUGGUUGGAUUAGUUGCCUCGGAGGACCCAAAAAGUAAUGAUGUUCCUGGAUGUGGUGACCUAAAAUCAGGCAGUAAAGAAAUGAAUCCAACCACGCCUACAACAAGAACAGAAACUACCUCUACUAUGACUACUGAAGAAACAACAUCCUCUACUACGACUACUGAAGUAGCCACCUCACCUUCAACGACCACAACUUCAACGACCACACCUUCAACAACCCCUAAGAAAGGUGCUCGGGAAGCGGAUAGGAGGAAAUACGGAUACUACAGAGAUGGCAAUCAGUGCAUCCACAAAGUUCUAACAUCUUAUCAGCAGGUGUACCAUGCCGACUGCAUAUACUUGUGUCGACGCUAUCCGUUCCGCUUCAGUGUUCCCAAUGGGAUGCCCUGCUUGAUGGUACUGGAAAACGGACUUCAAGAACGUCAAUACACUAAUUCUAAAUUAUGCCGCAAAGGACAGUGCCUCCACGGUUCUUGCGUACCUAGCGUCUACGUACAAAAAUGUUCGAUACCGACAAAUGGCCCCGGCAUCCCACGGCGUGACAUAAAUAACCGUUACGAAUAAAUACUUCCUGGUGUGUUA
Molecule: messenger RNA, 649 nt
Organism: Dermacentor andersoni
Lineage: Eukaryota; Metazoa; Arthropoda; Arachnida; Ixodida; Ixodidae
Biological process (GO): negative regulation of chemokine activity
Molecular function (GO): C-C chemokine binding
Source: RefSeq, a predicted model, not a curated record